Messenger RNA from Lycium barbarum (goji berry), 896 nucleotides. Its product is annotated as pathogenesis-related thaumatin-like protein 3.5. Gene Ontology annotation, biological process: defense response. The record is from RefSeq and is a predicted model, not a curated record. The transcript has 3 exons. Gene Ontology annotation, cellular component: extracellular region. Bases 158 to 871 code for a protein of 237 amino acids. Lineage: Eukaryota; Viridiplantae; Streptophyta; Magnoliopsida; Solanales; Solanaceae.
UUGUCACAUAAAAAUUUCUCAACUUCUCUGACACAAUGCCAUAAAUAGUGUAUACAACUAGCAAGUUCAAUUCAUGUCAAGCUUAUAUAUACACCAUCAAUUUUCAGAUCCAAAAACCCAAAAAUCUUGAACUCAAAAACAGUCAAAACGAAAUCAAAUGGUAUCACAUUUCUUGGUUCUCCUCCUUUCCCUUCUCCUUUUCAUUGGCGGAGAUGCUGCAGUUUUCACAUUACAAAACAAAUGUAAUAUAACAAUAUGGCCAGGAAUUUUAUCAGGAGGCGGUCAUCCCUUGCUAAUGAAUGGAGGGUUGCAGUUGCAACAAAAUGAGACUGCACAAAUCAAAGCCCCUACUGGUUGGUCAGGUCGGUUCUGGCCACGAACCCAAUGCAACUUUGACACCACAGGUAAAGGGACAUGUGCCACUGCUGAUUGUGGCGGAGUACUCCAAUGCAAUGGUGCAGGUGGCACCCCACCAGCCUCACUAGCAGAGUUCACACUUGAUAGUCCUAUGGAUUUCUAUGAUGUUAGCUUUGUGGAUGGUUUCAAUAUUCCCAUGUCAGUGUACCCUUCAGGUGGAUCUGGAAAUUGUUCAAAUGUACAAUGUUCUUCAGACAUAAACUUACAAUGUCCUCAAGAAUUACAAGUGAAAACAACUAAUGGUACAAUCAUUGGAUGUAAAAGUGCAUGCCUUGCUUUUAAUAAACCAGAGUAUUGUUGCAGUGAAGAAUUCAACAAUCCCAACAUAUGCAAGCCAACAAAGUACUCACAAUAUUUCAAGACUGCUUGUCCAGAUGCUUAUAGUUAUCCUUAUGAUGAUGCAACAAGUACUUUUACUUGUAAGGGAGCUGAUUAUUUGAUUUCAUUCUGCUGAAACAUCCUUAUCAAGUUAUGGGCUA